UCUUAUUCGCAGCGUCGAAAAUUGAUCGCACAGAUAUUUAUCCAUAUUGAAAACGAAGAGUGCAUAUAUCAAAUAAGUUUUUAAUGCAACUUGUAGAGCGUUUUACGCUGCAUCUUAUGGUAUGCUUUGCUUUUAAAAUAAACGUACUAAAUGAUAAAAAGAGAGAUACAAACACUGGCCAUUGAUUAUGGGAUACUCGUUAGCUUCGAUAGUUGGGUAUUUUUUAUGUGUUGAAUAAUCUUCAUUUAAUUUUUUUUGUUGCCUUUCUACAGAAAUAAGUUUGAUUAUGAUUUUGUAGAGAAUUUCACGGCGCAUCUUUUGGAAAAAACAAUCAGCUUUAAAGAUCAAAAAGAAAAAAAGUUAUAGUAAAAAUACGGAUGGGAUCAAAACUUAUGACACACCCUUUAUUUAUGAAAAUUAAAUAUUUCUCAAUACGUUAAGUACAUCAAAAUUGAUCGAUAAUAAAAUCUGUAUAACAACCGUACGUCGGUUAUUUUGCAUUUUUUUUACAAUCUAAGCAGAUAUAGUCUAGAGAAAAUCUUUUUUUAUUACCGCUUAAAAUUCCAUUUAAAUAUAUGUCUGUGCAAUUGAUAAUAUAGAAAAUAAAUCACUUUCAGAAUCAUUUUAACAAAAAUGAAUGUCUCUUUGAAUAUUUCGAAUUUCUUUUACGAUGAUAUUAAUUGAAUAUUGAAUUUAGAAUAAAUAUUUAUUUAUUAAUAAAAAAAUUUAUUAUUUUAGUGUUGGUAUCUAUCGUGUUAAUUAUCCUCAAUCAAUGCUUGAUGCUUUAAUACCAGGCAUACAAGAUCAUGCACUUUCUCCUCAAGAUCGUUUUGAUAUUCAAACAGAUGUUUAUGCAUUAGCACGUUCUGGUCAUAUUAAUUAUGUUGAUUAUUUAAAAUUACUUCGUCAUGCAUAUAAACAUGAAGAUAAUUUAACUGUUUGGAAAUCUAUAUUAAAACAAUUAAUUGAUCUUAAUUCUAUUAUUGAUUAUGCUUCUAUUCAUAAUCUAAAAAAACUUUUUCAAAUAUAUAUAUGUGAUCUUUUAUCAAAUAUUUAUAGUAAAUUAGAAUGGGAUCCAUUACCAAAUGAAGGUUUACAAGCAGCUAUGCUUCGUGAUCUAAUAUUAAUUCAAAUGGGUAUUAAUGGACAUAAUAAAACACGUGAAGAAGCACAUAAACGUUUUGAAAUAUUAUUGAAUAGUAAUAAUCAAAAUCAUCAAUCAAUUAAUCCAAAUAUUCGUGCUGCUAUUUAUUUAACUGUUGCUAAAACAGGAAAUCAAGAAACAUUCGAACAAUUGAAAUCGGUAAUAAAAUCUAAAUCUUCAAAUAUUAUAGCUCACUAUCGAAUCAAAACUCUUCAGAAGAUUUCUAUUUGA
This is a messenger RNA of Rotaria sp. Silwood2, 1375 nucleotides long. The record is from the annotation of a GenBank genome assembly. Lineage: Eukaryota; Metazoa; Rotifera; Eurotatoria; Philodinida; Philodinidae.